Molecule: messenger RNA, 2093 nt
Organism: Branchiostoma floridae (Florida lancelet)
Lineage: Eukaryota; Metazoa; Chordata; Leptocardii; Amphioxiformes; Branchiostomatidae
Product: gastrula zinc finger protein XlCGF57.1-like
Exons: 2
Coding region: 208-1734 (508 amino acids)
Biological process (GO): regulation of transcription by RNA polymerase II
Cellular component (GO): nucleus
Molecular function (GO): DNA-binding transcription factor activity, RNA polymerase II-specific; RNA polymerase II transcription regulatory region sequence-specific DNA binding
Source: RefSeq, a predicted model, not a curated record
ACUUUGACCUUUAAUCUUUGCUGACCCCCAGUGUGGCAGGUUCGCCAUUUUGUGGCUUGUGCAGUUUGUUCCUUUGUACCGCCCUCUCUCCAGUAGGACGCGAUUUUAACGAUACUUCGAGACAACACGGUCGAGAUGGCUGAUCCCAGCUGUGAAAGUUCUACUGAAGAUCUGUGACACAGACAUCCUGGGAACGAGACAAGCAGCAUGGAGGAACAGACAACAGACAUGGGCUGGCAGCAGGACAGGGUAGAACAAGCUUCAUGCGAAGAAACGUUUCAUGUGAGGGUUGAGAAUACAUCAUUCCCACAUGUAGAGGAUCAGGAUGAACCCCUACUUCAGGACAAGACAACUGACACGGGCUGGGAGCAGGACGGGGAAGAACAAACUUCAUGCAAAGAAACCUUUCAUGUGAAGGUUGACAACACCGAUUUGCAAAAACACGCAGGCAAGAAACCGUUUAUGUGUGAUCACUGUGACUAUUCUGCAACACAAAAAUCCAAUUUGGACCGUCAUCUGGUAAAACACACAGGCGAGAAACCGUUUAUGUGCGAUCAUUGUGACUAUUCUGCAACACAAAAAUCCAAUUUGGACCGUCAUCUGCUAAAGCACACAGGCAGAAAAUCAUACAUGUGUAAUCACUGUGACUAUUCUACAUCGAGUAAAUUACAGUUGGACCGCCAUGUACGUAAACAUACCGGGGAAAAACCUUACAAGUGUGAUCAAUGUGACUAUUCUGCAGCCCUAAAAAAAACUUUAAAUCAACACCUCGCAAAACACACUGGCGAGAAACCCUACAUGUGUGGGGAGUGUGGGUACAGGGCAGCUAAGAAGUCUCAUUUAUCCCAACACAUGAAAACACACACAGGGCAAAAACCCUACAAGUGUGACCAGUGUGACUAUUCUGCAGCACAGAAAAUCAGUUUAGACUUUCAUAUAGCAUCAAGGCACAGUGGUGCAAAUCCUCACAUGUGUGGGAAAUGUGGGUACAGCACGCAUCUAAAAUCCAACCUAAAUAACCAUAUGAGAACUCACAUGGGAGUUAAACCCUACAAGUGUGACCAGUGCGACUUUUCCUCAGCACACAAAUGUAGUUUGGACAAACAUCUAGCAACACACACCGGCGAGAAGCCCUACAUGUGUGAGGAGUGUGGAUACAGGGCAGCUCAAAAGUCUCAGCUUUCCCGACAUAUGGUAGUCCACACAGGACAAAAACCUCACAAGUGUGAUCAGUGUGACUUUUCUGCUGCUGAGAAAUUCAUGUUGGACCAACACCUAAUGAAGCAUACUGGCGAGAAGCCCUACAUGUGUGGGGAGUGUGGGUACAGGGCAGCUCGGAAGUAUCAUUUAUCCAGACACAUGAGAACACACACAGGGCAAAAACCCUACAAGUGUGAUCAGUGUGACUAUUCUGCAGCACAGAAGUGCCAUUUGGACCAACACCUGGCCAAACACAUGGGUGAGAAGCCCUACAUGUGUGGAGAGUGUGGGUACAGGACAGCGUGGAAGUCCAACUUAUCCAGACAUAUGGUAGUCCAUACAGGAGAAAAAUCUUACAAGUGUGACCAGUGUGACUAUUCUGCAGCACAGAAAUGCCAUUUGUACCAACAUCUAGCCAAACACGCCGGUGAGAAGCCCUACAUGUGUGGAGAGUGUGAGUACAGGACAGCUCAGCAGUACCGCCUGACCGAACACAUGAGGACCCAUACAAGAGAAAAAACCCUCAAGAACUAAAAGAACAUUUGGCUGAGAGUAUCUAAUACAAACUGUAAUUGUACAAUGUACUGAGGUACAAAAUAUUGAAAUUAUUUUGCAUUCAUACAUGUUUGACUCAUAUGACACAGUAAAUUCCACUGAGAUAGUUAUUUACUGUCAUGUACAUGUCUUUUAGUUGCAAAGUAGGAAAUGGCUUAUAUGUUUAUUUUACUUACUUUAUGAUCGCAUAUUAACACUGAGCAAAAACUGUAUAUAUCAAACAAAUAGAUUUUACUUUCUUAGUGUCUAGAACAUAAAAAAAUGUAACCAUUGACAUUACUAACAUUCUUAUGUACCUCUGUGUACUUAAUCUUUUACAAAUAAAAGGCUCCAUUAUA